AUGAAAGCACAUCGCAUUAACAAUGUCACUGAAUUCUUUCUUGUUGGAUUUACGACACGUCCAGAAAUGCAGGUUUUUCUCUUUUUUGUCUUUUUAGUAAUAUAUCUUUUAACUGUGACAGAAAACUUGGUGAUCAUUAUAACUAUCAAAUUAAACAUAAAACUCCACAAGCCAAUGUACUAUUUUCUAUGCAGUCUUUCUUUCCUAGAAGUCUGGUAUGUCACUGUUACAGUGCCUAUUCUUCUUUGCCACUUCCUGACCCAACAUAAAAUGAUUGCCUUUGCCUUUUGCAUGGCUCAGAUGUACAUCUUUAUUUCUCUUGCUUGCACUGAAUGUGUACUUUUAGCAGUUAUGGCUUUUGACAGAUAUGUAGCAAUAUGCAUCCCUCUGCGUUACACAGUCAUUAUGAAUAACACCUGUUGCAUGCUCAUGGCAGUGGGAUCUUGGUUAAUUGGGUUUUCCGUUGCUAUGUUUAAAGCAAUUAUCAUUUUCAGGUUAAACUUUUGUGGUCCCAAUACAAUCAACCAUUUUUUCUGUGACAUUUCUCCAGUGCUGAAUUUGGCUUGCAACGAUAUAUCACUUGCCGAACUGGUAGAUUUCAUCCUGGGUAUGAUAAUUAUUCUUGUACCUCUCUCUGUGAUAAUCUUUACUUAUUUCUCUAUCAUAGAGGCCAUCAUACGAAUUCCAAAGGAAAGGCAGAGGAAAGCUUUUUCAACUUGUGCUUCACACCUUGCAGUUGUUACUAUUUUUUAUUCAACAACAAUUUUUAUAUAUGCAAGGCCAAAAAAGUUAAGUUCAUUUAACUUAGCCAAAUAUGUCUCCAUUUUUUAUUCCAUUGUAACUCCUGCCUUGAAUCCAAUUGUCUAUUGCCUUAGAAAUAGAGAAGUGAAAGUAGCAUUAAAGAAGACACUCCAAGGAUGUCAUUAA
Messenger RNA from Staurois parvus, 927 nucleotides. The record is from the annotation of a GenBank genome assembly. NCBI's taxonomy places the organism in Eukaryota, Metazoa, Chordata, Amphibia, Anura, Ranidae.